Molecule: messenger RNA, 1189 nt
Organism: Sitodiplosis mosellana (orange wheat blossom midge)
Lineage: Eukaryota; Metazoa; Arthropoda; Insecta; Diptera; Cecidomyiidae
Product: deoxyribonuclease TATDN1
Exons: 4
Coding region: 176-1129 (317 amino acids)
Cellular component (GO): cytosol
Molecular function (GO): 3'-5'-DNA exonuclease activity
Source: RefSeq, a predicted model, not a curated record
AUCUAUAGAAUAUUCGAGCAACCUAAGUGCAUGACAUUCGAAAUGACAAAUGACGUCUUAUUCGUUUAAUUUCGUGUAUUGGGGCCAACUGUCAAAUGAAACGAUAGCAAUGUGCUGCGAUCAAAUUCAAUAUACACUUCAGCCAAGAAUUCAUAAAUUUUAAUCUUUUUGUUGUAUGCAUAUUUUACGAAACGUUAUUUCAAAAUUGGCGAAAUCCGGGAAAAUUAUGAAAUUCAUCGAUAUUGGUGCUAAUUUAACGGAUGGAAUGUUUCGUGGAGUGUAUAAUGGAUCGCAGAAGCAUCCAGACGAUUUAGAUUUAGUUUUGGAAAGAUCAUGGUGCACUGGUCUAGAAAAAAUUAUAAUCACAGUCGGCACAAUCACGGACACAGAAGAUGCGGUUAAAAUUGCGGAAAAAGACGAUCGUUUAUACUUUACAAUGGGAUGCCAUCCAACUCGAUGCAAUGAAUUUGAAUCAGAUCCGGAAAACUACUAUUCACAACUAUGCACUGCCAUUGAAAAGCAUCGUGAUAAAAUUGUGGCCAUUGGUGAAUGUGGCUUAGACUAUGAUCGACUACACUUUUGCAAAGCUGACGUUCAACGAAUAUACUUUGAAAGACAAUUGGAUCUUGUCACGAAAUACAAAUUACCAUUAUUUCUACACUGUCGCAAUUCAUUUGAUGAUUUCUAUGAUAUUAUUCAACGAAAUUUAGCAAAAAUUACAAAUGGCGGAGUGGUACAUUCAUUUGACGGGACAAUCGAACAAGCCACGAAGCUCAUCGAUCUGGGAUUUUAUAUCGGAAUUAACGGUUGUUCGCUGAAAACGGAAGAACAAUUAAACGUUGUGGCACAUAUACCAAACGAACGAAUUCUAGUUGAAACUGAUUGCCCAUGGUGUGCGAUAAGACCUAGUCAUGCGGGAUCCAAAUUCAUCAAAACCAAAUGGUCUACAACAAAAAAGAAGGAUAAAUGGUCAAAGGAUUCAUUAAUUGAUGGACGCUAUGAACCGGCACAAAUAAAACAAGUUCUAGAGGUUAUUGCCGGCUGUAAAAAUGAAAAUGUAGAUUCAUUAGCCGAUCAGUUCUAUGAAAACACGAUAAAAUUAUUCUUCGGCAACACAUCGAAUAAUUAAAACAUAUGAGUGUAUUAAUUGCCGUGAAGAUAAAAUAAAAGAAUACUUCAAAAUCAACAA